GCUCGGCGGCUCUGGACCUUUGCUUUGGAAACUGGAAGCCGUUGAAUCGAAUUCCCUUUCUACCCUCCCUUCUCCAUCUUCUUCCAUCCAUUUCCCCCUUUCGACUCGACAGUGACACUCUCUUCGUAUUCCACUAACAGGGAAAGUAUAGGACUUUGUAGAGAGACAGAAAGAGUGUAGGGUUUUAGCAAGUCUCCUUCGAUGGAGGGUGGCAUUGGCAUAGUUGUUGAUACAGAAAACUGCAAUAUUGCAGAUUUGUGAUAUGUGGUUCUAAUCGAGGCUUGAGGGUUAGAUUUAUGAAAUGAGCGAGAUCAGAGGUUGGGUUGGAAGUUAAGGACCUAUUAUAUAUGCGUUUGGCUGCAAAGAAAAUUUUGGGACUUGAAAGAUAACAAUAUAAAUGGAGAGGAAAUAGCAAAGGGACCUAUAAUUGGAAACAUGCCAAGGAAAAAGCUCGCUGACAUUAGUAACUUGCCAAUGCAAAACCAAGAUAUGAGACUUCAGUCUGCUUCACUUAAUACUAAAGAGUACAUUCACAAGCUCCAUCAGGAAAACCUGUCACUGGUGAAGCUUGUUGCAGAUAGAAAUAAAAUAAUUCAAUUGCAUGCAUUCGAGUUCCAGAAAUUAAGAACUGAAUGUCAACAAGUUCAACAAAGGAAUCUGCAGCUUGCCCAAACUAACAGUCAGAUGCUGGCGGAACUAAAUGCAUGUAAAGAUAGGCUUAAGGUGCUUCAACAUGAGCUAGGAUGCAAAAAUGGCUUGCUUAAAGCUUGGAAAUUGGAGUCUGAGGAUGAAGCAAACACAGUGAAAUGCCAAAUUUAUGGAAGUGAGGUUGAAACUGUCAAACAUGAAGAAGAUGGGGAGUUAUCUCAAGCUGACAACAGAGGAGAUGAGCCUUGUAAUAAAAAGAGGAAGAAGAAAUCUAAAUCAACGGAUCCUACACAUGUCCAAGCUAAAGAGAAGAUUGUUAAGAAGAGAAGGAAAUCUGCUAAUUGGAAACAAGAUCCAACUGAUGAUGUGUUUGAGAGCCAUGCUUUGGGUCCUGCUACAGUUAAACCAGUCCUAGCUGAAAAUAAUAUUGACAACAAGAGGCACUGUCUGAGAAGGCAAUCUCCUAGGUUUAAAGCUGGGGAACAAGAAUCAAAAAGUGAUAUUCUUGGUACAAGUGAUUCUGUUGAUCCGACUAUUGAAUCAGUCCAAAAUGAAAAGAAGGUUGAUAGCAAGAGGUGUUGCUCAAGAAGGCAAUCUGCUAGGUUGAAAGCUGGGGAACAAGAACCGAAAAAUGAUGCUUUUGAGAUAAGUGAUGUUUUGGGCCCUACUAUAGUUGAACCAGUCCAAAUUGAAAAGAAGGUUGAUAGCAAGAGUUGUUGCUCAAGAAGGCAAUCUGCUAGGUUUAAAGCUGGGGAACAAGAACCAAAAAAUGAUUUGGUUGAGACAAGUGACCCUCCAGGCCCUUCUACAGUUGAACCAUUACAAACUGAAAGGGAAGUCGAUAGCAAGAGGCUUUGUUUAAGAAGGCAAUCUGCUAGGCUUAAAUGCAGAGAACAAAUACAAGAACCAGCCAUAGACUUGGUUCUGAAAGAUGAUGCUAAAUUUUCUGUUUCACCUCUACACGAAUGUGGUCCAACAGCAUCACUCUCAUCACUAAAAGUUGAAUCUGAAGCAGUUCCAACCGCCCCUGGAUCUGAAGCUCAAGAAUUAGGAAGGCCAUCUAUUCGACCCAAGCGACAAGCAGCUGAGAAGAUUCAAACAUACAAGGAAAUCCCACUUAACAUUAAGAUGCGCAGAACUGAGUGAUUAGAAAUUCAUUCUCAAACUAACCAUUCGUCUUGUUGGGGAGCAUAACAUAGCAUAGCCUGAAAGUGAAGAAGCAAGCGAAAUUUCUACAUCCUGCCAUUUUUUUGCUUCCUUGAUGUUGUUUAAAAGAUUCUUUUAUGUAUAAAUGCUGCUAUUAAUCAUUGUAAAUUUAGAACUCAUAAAUUUUACCAUAAUUAGUGGUUGAUGAUUACGAAGUACACAAAUUCAAUCAAGAUGUACCAUUGAAUUUCCAGUGCCAAACUUCCAAUUUGGUGUAAUUUAAUGUUCUCUUUCUCCCUCUAUCAA
Jatropha curcas is the source of this 2100-nucleotide messenger RNA. The record is from RefSeq and is a predicted model, not a curated record. NCBI's taxonomy places the organism in Eukaryota, Viridiplantae, Streptophyta, Magnoliopsida, Malpighiales, Euphorbiaceae.